Paramacrobiotus metropolitanus is the source of this 2422-nucleotide messenger RNA. RefSeq lists its product as uncharacterized. NCBI's taxonomy places the organism in Eukaryota, Metazoa, Tardigrada, Eutardigrada, Parachela, Macrobiotidae. Gene Ontology annotation, molecular function: protein kinase activity; serine-type endopeptidase activity; ATP binding. The transcript is spliced from 7 exons. The coding region runs from base 97 to 2313 and encodes 738 amino acids. The record is from RefSeq and is a predicted model, not a curated record. Gene Ontology annotation, biological process: protein phosphorylation; proteolysis.
UUUACGGUUAAGUUUAUCGAGUACUUUAACUACCACACUGAGCUGCUUCCAUUACGGUUUUCAUACGAAUAAUAACAGUCAUUAAGAACGAGAAAUAUGACCUCUAAUACGCGUAUUUAUACAUUAUAUCUGUUAUGGAUGGUUUAUGCUCCCUUUCCCUGCUGCGAAUGCAUAAUCGGUGGUUCCGAUGUGGAGUCAGAACGGGAACACUCGUUUCUGGUGGCUGUGGUAAGGCGGAAAUCUGAACAAAUUUGCGGCGGCACGGUCAUCAAUCCCUGGUUUGUCUUGACGGCUGCCCAUUGUUUGUGCGAGGAUGGCGUUCUCGACACGCGUCCAACUGUAGUUACCGUCCAGCAUGCACGGAUCUGGUCAGGAAACGCACUCUCUCAUCUCCAGCCGGUCUCAGAUGUACAGGUCCAUUCUGGAUUCAGUUGCGACGAUUUCGAUUUUGCAAUACCCAAAGAUGAUAUGGCACUGCUGGAGCUCUACACUCCACUUCCAGUGAAACCCAUCAGUCUGCGUUCCAUAUCAUGGGAGGAACUGGCCAAUCAGCGCGUGGAGUUGGCCGGAUGGGGUGCAACAGUUGCCGGUGGCGAAAGUAUGAGCACCAUUCUGCGUACAGUAGAGACGGAAGUGGUGCUGCCGAACGAGUGCCGGGAUGCAGUUCGUGAGUACCAGAACUUGACGUCCAGUCCAGGGAGGGACGGCGAGGACGGCGACCACGAUGACCACAAAAAAUUUGCCGACAACCUGAAAUACUACGAAGAAAGACAACUUUGCACCAAAGGCUUUGUGGACGAUCACCCCGCUGAUUCCGCGAAAGGUGACAGUGGCGGUCCGGUCAUAUUGAGAGUUCCUGGACAAGAACCAGUUUUAAUAGGAGUUAUUUCCAGCAGUAUCAAUGCAACGACCGGCGAUAUGAACAGUCCCGGUGUCAACGUGAAUAUCACGUAUUAUAAAGAAUGGAUUGCUGAGGUCACACAAGCGAGUCGGGGUAUAGACAUUUGCGGUAUGAAGAACGGGACUCUGGUGGAUACUGCUCCAGUGAAACAUUUCACGUUCUACGCAAUUGACUGGAUGAAAGUACUGGAGAGCGUCUAUACACCAAUAUCCGUCUUAUUCCUAUUGGCCAUUUUGGCAGUGCCAAGCACGCAACAAAAUAUCCAUUUGCUGUCAAAGCAGUGGUGGUCGAAAUGGCUCAGUGUAUCAGCGGUUGACAUUACAAAAAGCACUUUGUAUUAUGCGACUGCCUGGAUGGUACUAAAGUUAUCGACAAUUUACGCCUUGUGCAUUCAAAUUGAUCCGUCGUUUUGGGAGGAAUCUGGACGAAUGGUCAAUCUGCUCGUAUGCUUUAUCACCGAAAUUCUCGUUCUGUCCGCCAAAUAUGCAUCUGUAAAACUGCUGGAAACAGACAAGCAGAUUUUUCACAACAAUCCAAAUUCAGGAAGUCGUACGAUGAACGUGACGUCAGCCAACCAUACCGUCGAGGAGAUCGAUAUAACGAGCCAUCGCGACAAGGUCAUCGUGUAUGUCGACCGCUUGAGGGAAUUUGCAGCAAUGUUUAACGACAGAAGCUGUCAACAUGUCGUCAUGCUACAAGAUGAAUUUCUUUUCAAAACGGCAGUGCUAGGACAGUCCAUCUUACGGUUUUCAACCAACAAAUGGAACGAAUCUAUGCAAUUUGUACCGAUGGGAACAAAGCAUGCAUUGACGGCCGAUGGAAUAGCGAACAAACCGGGGAACAGCGAUGUCAUUCGUUACGGUAGCCAGAUAUUGGACGGACUAGUGUACUUGCAUACCAAAGGGAUCGUUCACGGCGCACUGGAUCUAACAACGGUGUUUGUUAAUGAUGCUCAAGAAAUCAAAAUUUUUGGGUACUUAGACAGUGUUCAGCGCAGUAUACUCGGAGUAACCUACAAAAUGGAUCCAAGUCUGUGGGAAGCCUUCAUGUCACCGGAAAGCCUUCUCGAUUUUACACAACCCGAUGCAGCUGACCGGCAAGCCGUCACCUCCAAAACCGAUAUGUGGAGCUUCGGAUGUAUCAUGGUUUAUCUGUUGACGGACACAUUUCGAUACAGUUUCGACAAAAAACACAACCGCCGAAACUUUCAGAUCAAGUUCAUAAAAAAUGGUAAAGAUUGUAUCGUUUGUACCCCGGGAGGUGUUUCUGAUACUGUCAAGGCAAAAGGUCAUCUGAACUAUGACGCUGUUGACAAUGGACCUUUGCGCAAAAUCUUAGAUAGAUGCUUCUCUUUUGAUCCAGCACAUAGGGAAAAUGCUCUGACUGUCAAACAAGCAACUUAUUUCAGAUAAUAUUUGUUUGCCUAGAUUGCAAUAAUUAACGUUUAUGGCCCAGAGAAACUUGUUGUUUUUUUCUAUGUACAAAGCGGGUCUGCCCGCACGUUUCCUAAAAAGAUCUAGA